CACCAGAAGACGGCGCAGUGUUUGGGUACUCGCACAGGUUAGCUUGUUGCUAACUCCACAAUGGACUGCGCUCCCAGUCUGUGUCCCGCCGUCACUCAAGAGAUACAGAACGGCCCAGAAAUGUGCGACGGCUCCUCGAUGGAGGACGGGUUGGUUGACGCUUUUGGGGAUCUGGCUGCCCUUCCGGUGGAGGCUGGCGAGAGAAGACCGACAUGUUUCCGUUGCCGUCGCCCUCAGAAGGUGUGUCUAUGUCCUUUUCUUCCACCACAACCCCUGGAGGUCUCCACAUGUCUGUACGUAGUGCAGCAUCCUGCAGAGGAGAGCCGAGUACUCCGCACAGUUCCUCUACUUGCUGCUUGCUUGCCACAAGGAAAAUGCAAUGUCAUAGUUGGAAGGAGAUUUAAUGAGGAAAAGCACCCGGAGCUGGCUGCGGUGUGUCGGGACAGCAGAACGCUGAUUCUGUACCCAGGACCUAAAUCGGAGAACCUUGAGGAGUUGGUGCAAUACCAAGAAGUGGGCACUGCGAAACAUAAUGUCAUCAUCAUAGACGGCACCUGGAGCCAAGCCAAAAACAUGUUCCUCAAAAACAGCCUUUUCCACCUGCCCAAACAGGUGCAGCUCAAUAGGACUUUAUCAAGCCAAUACGUGAUCCGCACACAACCUUCCAACAUCUGUCUGUCUACUCUGGAAUGUGCCGCUGUCGCUCUGUCGAUCCUGGAGCGGAAUGAUGAGAUCCAAGAGGUUCUGCUCAAGCCCCUGAAAGCACUCUGCUCCUUCCAGCUUCAGCACGGCGCUCAGAUCCAUCAUAGCAAGGAACAUCUGCUGAAGAAUGGCAUGUACGACAAACCCAUGCCAAAGAACAAGCGCAAGAUAAAGAGGAUGGAGAAACUCCUCAGUGACCACAGCAUCUGCCCCAGAUGAGGGCAUGUCAGAGCAGAGAGGACAGGCCCGAUUCAGCUCUGCUUCUCCUGCUGUUUGCACUGUGUUGGACUGUGCGAUCAGAGUACAGGCAUGGAAACUAUGAGACAUAAGGGGACUUUUUUCCUUUUUGUUUUUUUGUAAAAACACUUGUAUAUGCUGAUAAAUAUAAUUUAUGUAUUUGUCAUUAAUUGUAAGUAAAUUACUGACAAAUAAUUGUUGUACUUGAAGCAUCAGAGUUAAGAAUAAAUUAGGUUUCUUACUUUGUUUACAUCACAAUAGCUUGAAUUUUUUAGAAAACGUGUGGUGGUUCUGUUGUGAUUGGAUUCACGUGGCUAUACAGCGGGUCACAUGUGGAAGGGCCGAUUCCACUGAUAUUUUCAAUAAGCAAAAUUUCAAUUUCCACAAAAAAUAAUAAAAGAAACUGAAAUAAACACAAAACCUACCAAAGACAAAUAACACACUGGUAAGAAGAGUGACAACUGAAACUUGCACUAUACUGUAUAAAUGUAUAGCUUUAUAAAUGGUGUUUGGAGGCUUGCCAAUAAUGUUUGUUGGAUGUUACAAAAAGCUGUUUAAGUAUUGCAGUUUUUCUAUGCCACAAACUAUCAGUAAAAUGGAAAACAAAUCUCAUUUUAGGAAUAUGUGUAGAAUUUUUCUUUUGUUUACACCAAAUUCUGGUCCUACUAUCUAAAUGUCGCAGCAGAUAUCCCAUGUGCUUCAGUGUUCAACGUGUUGUGAAUUCAGAGAUGCUCUUCUGCAUACCUUGCUUGUACUCAGUGGUUAUUUGGUUUACUGCUAUCCUCCAAUCAGCUCAAAGCAGUCUGGCUGUUCUUCUCUUUAUUCAUUGCUUUUCUCUCCAGGGCAUACCUCCACCUUUCUAGGUUAUCUUCCACAUGCUCUCUACUCUCACUACAGUUCAGUGUCCUCUGCAAACAUCAUAGUCCAUGCCAAGUCCUACCAAACCCCAUCUGUGAACUUGUCCAUCACCACUGCAAACAAGAGGGGAGUCAGAGCCGAGCCCUGAUGUAACUCUUCUCUUCCACUGUCUCAUUGUCCUCACAUGUCCUGCACCACCCUCUGUACCCCACUGCUGCUCACUGAUUGUCACCUCUUUUCUUAACCUAGCUUAAACAACUCCUUCACAUUUGUUUAUAGUAUGGCUCAUCAGCUUUAUCCAUCUGUGUAUACAUAAUUUAAAUCGUAAUGUAUUGCAUGUCCUAAUAUUUGCCUGUCAAAUGUAGAAAAGAGAACUCCAA
Messenger RNA from Pelmatolapia mariae (spotted tilapia), 2177 nucleotides. It is a transcript of the gene dtwd2, whose product is annotated as DTW domain containing 2. The record is from RefSeq and is a predicted model, not a curated record. The coding region runs from base 61 to 921 and encodes 286 amino acids. NCBI's taxonomy places the organism in Eukaryota, Metazoa, Chordata, Actinopteri, Cichliformes, Cichlidae. The transcript has 6 exons.